CCCAGUUCGUCCAUCUCGUACUACUCUCUAGUAUUGGAGCUGCUCUUCCUCCCCGUUCCUCCCCCUGUACUCCUCGUCAUACUUCUUCCGAUCUAUCGAGACGAUAAAGUUGUACUCGCGCAUCCAACGAGCCAUCAGCUCGUGGUCCUACACACACACACACACACAGACCUGAUCCAUCGCCUUUUGUGUCUGUCUGUGGGUCUGCUUACGUCGCGAAGGAGCAUCGCGGCCGCCCUGGGCCUUUUGAGUGUGUCGGGUGUCAUCCUCAGUAGGUGGCCGUGGAUGCGGUGCAGCAGCCGACCCUUGUAGUGCUGCACAUAGUGCCAGAGCCGCAGAUUCUCACCACAUUGGCUGCCUGCAGACAGACAGACAGACAGACAAGACGGCCAGCCAGAUGAAUGUGGAGUGGUGUCUUGUGCCGUGUGUGUCUGUCUGUGCGCCUCUGCCACUGCUCCCCUCACCAACAUCAAGCUCCUUGUCGUUCGGUCCGGCAAUGACGCGCUGCUUCUGAGGGCCCUCCUCUGGCCAAACACACACACACACACACACACACAAUGUGUAUGUGUGUGUGCGUCUGCAUCCGUGCCACCGACUCACUCACUCACCUUGUCCGGCGAGGGAUUUAAUCCUGUGCUGUCCGGUGGUGUAGAAGGGGAAGGCGGGGUCCCUGAAAUUCAUACACCCACCGCCACCACCACCACCACUAGCAGGUGCCGGAUCUGAGAAAUUCCACCAAUGUGUGUUCAUGUACGGCGGGGCUGUGUGUGAAUCGGUCAGUGUCAGUCACUCAGUCACCUUGUGCGUCUGGGAAGGCAUGGCUGCCCAGCCACUCCAGACCUAACGACCCUGACACACGAUAAGAUAAAGACAGACAGAUGGGAUGGCGGGAGCAGGGAGGGAGCAGCGACUCCUACUUACGAUGAAAGGAGCGCAACUCGUCCCUCCAAAGGCCAUCUGCACACACACCACAGAACGAGAGAGAGAGAUGUGUGGUGUGUCGGCCCUGUCAGUCAAGCAUUCCCGCUGACUUGAGUCGUAGUUGUGUCCCGUGAGGACGAUGGCCUUGUGUAUGCCCACCCUGUGGCAUGCGUCACACCUGGCAGUGAGGCUGUCGAGGGUCUGCCAGUAGACCCGCAGCUUGGGGUAGGCCGCCACGGCGUUCCGCACCAAGUGCGGCCAACGACUCGAAUCCAAAUGCGAGCCUUGUUUGGUCUUGAGGAGGUCUUCUACCUUCUUCCGCCCGCUCUCGUAGUACUCAAUGCCCUCGUAGCUCUCAGGCUCUGCAAUUCACCCACCCACCCCACACACACACCAACAGACAGACACCCACGCACCAUGUGGCAGUGCUGCAUCCCUGAUUGCGAUGCAUCACUUGAUUGACUUGUGUGUCUUUCUUCGUCCACUACCUGCCUCCAUCUGCUUGUGCAGCCACCUGACGAAGGUCAGCAGCCGACCCCGGCCACUUUCAAGGGACAGCGCCCAUCGGCAAUACCCCCUGCACACACACACACACACACACAAGAAUACAGCGACCAACGUGUAUCCUCCCUCUCUCAUGAGAGCAUGCCUGUGUCUGUCUGGUCUGUCGGUGGGUACCCACCUGUGUUGUCUCCAUAUGGUUGAGAAGUGCUUGCCCUUGUGCUUGCCGAAGGUCGCCACGGGGUCGCCAUCCAGGUCCACCUCACUCAGAUCGUCAUAGAACUCGUCUCCAACACGGUACCUUGCGUCAUCACUCAAGCUCUCCUCCCCAUCGCUCUCCCCCUCCCCCUCGCCCUCCCUCUCCCCCUCGGCGUCGCUAUCGUCGUGUUGCUGUCGGCCUUUCUGUCCCUUCCGCCUCUUUCUGCGUUUCCGCUCCUCCCGCCUUCGCCGCCUCGCCUCCUUGUCCAGCUGCUCCUGGCGCUCCUCGUAGAACGAGUACUUGAGAGUCGGCGACAUGAGCAGCAGAGCCAAGUACUCCACAUACCUGACCCACACACACAACGGGGCAGAUGGAUGUGUGGACCGAGGCCGCAAGGGUAAAGGCGUAGCUGACCGACCGUUUGAAUGCCUUCUUGGGAGUGAUGUUGUCCUCUGGGCGGCCGGCGACUCCAGUGGGCCGCUUUUCCAUCAUCUUUCUAUGAAAGGCGAGGAUGUUGUCUGGCUCGCUCUCCUCCCCACUCUCGCUCUCCUCCUCGCUGCUGCUGUGGCCACUGCUCUCCUCUGGGCUAUCUUCGUCCUUCCGUUUCUCGGCCGAUUUCGUGAGCCGGCGACUCGGUGGUGGCUGCUCUGCCUCCUCUUCCUCGCCGCUCUCGCCCUCGUCCUGCUCAGCCCCGCUCUCCUCCUCCUGCUCAUCGGGCUCCUCAUCAUCCCUGAUAAGUCAAUCCAUGCAUGUGUAUGUGCAUCAGGGCAAGAAAGAGGCAUGUACGUUGUCUUCAUGUCAGUGCGUACCUGGCGAUGAAGUCGUCAUCGUCUUCGUCAUAGGAGUCCUCAUCCUCCUGCUCGCCACGCUUGCGGGCAAAAUCACUACUGUAAGACAAAAACUGCACAGACAGACAGACGAGCGAGUGUCGUCAAAUGUUGGUUAGGUCAAGCUGGCCCUACAGAGUUGCGCUUGGUGGGUGCGGCUCUCGACGCGCGAGGUGAGGAGACAGACACGCGGCGCUGCUUGGGCCGGGAGGGCUUCGUCUUCUUGUCCUGCCGCCGCUUCCUCUUCUUCUUCUUAUGUGUGUCCGCCUGCUGCUCCUCGUCGUCGUCGUCGUCGUCGUCAACAAUGAACUCAUCCGUGUCAUACCCCUCAUCUGACCAACCACACACACACACACACACAGAGAGAGAGAGAGGGCAAAUGGCAAGUCAGUGGCCAAUGUGGUGUAUUGUGUUGCCUCACCCUCUUCCUCGUCGUCAUCUUCAUCCCCGCCAUCCAUCGGCUCAUCCUCGUCGUCGGCGAGGCCCUUCUUCUGCCUCGUCCGCUGCGACAACCUACUCAGCCUCAAGUGGCGCUCAGAUGCUGACAACUUCGCAGUCGGCGAGGAAGUGGCAGCAGCGGCGGCGGCGGCAGCUGGCUGCUCCUCUCUCCCCGCCUCAUCGCUAGGCGGACGCUUCAGCCUUCUCCUCUUGGUGGUGGACUCCCCUUCCGGCUUCAUGUCCCUGUCAGAGCCUUCAGGCGAUUCCUCUUCAACCUUCCUAAGCCGUGAACGCCGAGGGGCGCGCUUGCCUCUGUCGGCGCUGCCUCCCCGUUUAGCCACCAUGUCUGCGAUGAGUCGAGCGUCGAAAAUUGA
Vitrella brassicaformis is the source of this 3260-nucleotide messenger RNA. Lineage: Eukaryota; Vitrellaceae. The record is from the annotation of a GenBank genome assembly.